UUUUGUUUGUCUUGUUUCUGAGAAGGGAAUUGCAUGAUGAGGAUUUUUGUGGCUUUUGAAGGAUCUUUUGAGGCAUUUGAUGUUCAGCACAUGACUCUGGAAGCCAUCAAACAGAUGGUAAAGGAUGAUUUCCACAGUCCUCUUUCUGAAGACCAACAAGGCAGGUGGUAGCUAGAGUUGAAGUAUGCUGGAGCUGCCCUCAGGAACAGUUGGAGUCUGUCAGAUGUCGGAAUAUCUUCCUGCUCAACUCUCAAAUGCUUCGGUAAGAAAGAAGACAAGCCAGCCCUCUAUGUGUUUAAUGCUGUGACCCAGGAGAUGAUGCCAAUAAUGGAGAAUGUGUCUAUUCUGGGUAAAAAGGUGUCUGACCCGAGAAUGCUGGUAACUCUGAGAUGUGGCUUUCCCAUGAGUGUCUACUGUCUCCGGACACCAGCGGGACUGGAGAUGUGUGACUGCAACAUCCUCAAGGACUACCAUAUUGGUAUUGACACAACACUUCAUUUGGAUGUCUGGGAUGGAUGGAAGAAAUUGCUCAUGGGGUGUCCUCUUGGGCAAACACCUAAAGUCCAAUGAUACUUAUCAAAAGAAGGACCAGUACUCAAGUGUGAAAACUAA
This is a messenger RNA of Peromyscus eremicus (cactus mouse), 612 nucleotides long. It is a transcript of the gene Ankub1, whose product is annotated as ankyrin repeat and ubiquitin domain containing 1. The record is from RefSeq and is a predicted model, not a curated record. Lineage: Eukaryota; Metazoa; Chordata; Mammalia; Rodentia; Cricetidae. The transcript is spliced from 4 exons.